Molecule: messenger RNA, 2033 nt
Organism: Paramisgurnus dabryanus
Lineage: Eukaryota; Metazoa; Chordata; Actinopteri; Cypriniformes; Cobitidae
Source: RefSeq, a predicted model, not a curated record
GACACACGUUCAGUGAUUCCUGUGCAGCGCAGACGCUCAGAUUUAAAAUGGCUGUUUUUGAGACACUUCUGCAGUUUUCCAGCAGUGGUACAAUACUGGCUGCCUUGCUUGUGUUUUUGGUUUUAUAUGUGCUUUCAUCCAACUCCAAAUCUCACAAAGAAGGAAAAGAUCCACCAGGACCCAAACCACUUCCAGUAUUGGGAAACCUGCUAACGCUGGACCUGGAAAGACCUUUUGAUACUCUCUGUGAGCUUUCCAAAACAUAUGGAAACGUAUUCCAAGUGUUUUUUGGUCCCAGUAAAGUCGUGGUCUUGACUGGAUACAAAACGGUUAAAGAGGCGCUCGUGAACCGAGCAGAAGAGUUUGGAGAUCGAGAUAUUCAACCUGCUUUCAAACUACUUGGCGAUAAUCACGGGAUCCUCUUUGCCAACGGAGAGAGCUGGAAAGAGAUGAGACGCUUCGCUCUGACUAACCUGCGUGACUUUGGGAUGGGCAAGAGAGGAUGUGAAGACAAAAUCGUAGAGGAAAUUCAGUAUCUGAAAGAAGAGUUUGAGAAAUUUCAAGGAAAAGCCUUUGAUACAACUCAACCUGUGAACUACGCUGUAUCAAACAUCAUCUCAUCUAUUGUGUAUGGCAACAGAUUUGAAUACACAGAUCCUAACUUCAGAGCAAUGGUCGACAGGGCAAAUGAAAACGUUCGGCUUGGGGGAUCUGCUUCUUUGCGGUUGUAUAACAUGUUUCCAUGGCUGGGUCCAUUCUUGAACAGCAAAAAGGCCAUCCUAAAAAAUGCUCUAAAUAACAAAGAGUCAAUAAAACAGUUGAUAUCUGAGCUGUUAGAGACCCUGAACCCACAGGACAGCAGAGGAUUUGUUGACUCCUUUCUCAUCCGAAAACAGAGCGACGAGAAAUCCAACAAGAAGGACUCAUAUUUCCACCAGGAUAAUCUUCUCCUGUGUGUGUUAAAUCUUUUUGUUGCUGGUACUGACACUACAGGAACAACAUUGCGCUGGGGUUUGAUGAUUAUGGCCAAAUACCCUCAUAUCCAAGAUCGAGUUCAAGAGGAGAUUGACAGAGUGAUCGGUGGACGUCAGCCAAUGGUGGACGACAGAAAGAAUUUACCUUACACAGAUGCUGUGAUCCAUGAAGUACAGAGACUGGCCAACAUAGUGCCAAUGAAUCUACCACAUACGACCAGCUGUGAUGUAAACUUCAAUGGAUAUUUCAUUAAGAAGGGUACCACUGUAAUUCCUCUGUUGACGUCUGUAUUAAGGGAUGAGAGUGUUUGGAAGAAACCACACAGCUUUUAUCCAGAACACUUUCUUGAUGAGAAGGGCCAGUUUGUUAAGAACGAUGCUUUCAUGCCCUUUUCUGCAGGCCGCAGGAUUUGUCUAGGAGAGAGUUUGGCCAGGAUGGAGCUCUUUCUUUUCUUCACCUCCCUUCUUCAGAUCUUCCGCUUCACUCCUCCACCCGGAGUGUCUGGAGAUGAACUGGAUCUCAAAGGAAUUGUUGGAAUCACAUUGAAUCCAUCACCACACAAACUGUGUGCCGUCAAACGUUCUUGAAUAUUGAUCCACAUAUGGAUAAAUAGAUGUUAGCACUAAUUUUACAAAAUGCACAAACUGUAAAUAUGUAAAUAAUGAAAACAAUUAUUAAAUUAUUAAUAAUUAUUAAAUUAUUAUUACAACUUUUUGAAAAAAAAAAAAACCCUUCCAAUAGGGUGACAAUCAGACUUACAUAAGUGAUUUGUCAAUCUGAGACACUGAGGGUAGCAUAAGUACUUUUAAAUGAGAUUAAUGCUAAUUAAUGGAUACACAUAACAUAAACACUGUCAUUGAUUGUCCACGUAACAUUGUUCAGUAUUAAGAGUCAGGUGUAAUCUUAUGAACUGGCUUAUUUUUUUACAAAUUAUGUUAUUAUUGUUGUGAACUUUCUGUAAACUCUUAAUUUUCCAAAUGCCUUUUCCUUAUACAAACUUUUUAGCAUUUUAAACGUAUGACCUUAACUGUACCAAUAAAAGAAAAUGACACUGUAAA